This is a messenger RNA of Ceratitis capitata (Mediterranean fruit fly), 2260 nucleotides long. RefSeq names its product zinc finger protein 852. Gene Ontology annotation, biological process: regulation of transcription by RNA polymerase II. The record is from RefSeq and is a predicted model, not a curated record. Bases 123 to 2042 code for a protein of 639 amino acids. Gene Ontology annotation, molecular function: zinc ion binding; chromatin insulator sequence binding. The transcript is spliced from 3 exons. NCBI's taxonomy places the organism in Eukaryota, Metazoa, Arthropoda, Insecta, Diptera, Tephritidae. Gene Ontology annotation, cellular component: nucleus; chromosome.
AAAAUUUAUUCAAGACACAUCAUUCAAUCGGAAUCGAUUAUUUUGUAUUGAUAAAAAUUAAGUUUCACAUAAAAAUAAGAAAAUAAUAUAUUUUGAGUUUGUGGAAAAUAGUAAGGAAAAUAAUGAGCCAGCUCUCACGGAAUAAUAUCCAGGAAUUUUGUCGGACCUGCUUAAGUAGUCUGCAAAAGCGACGUAAGCGUGAGAGAGAAUUGACACCUAAUAGCUGUGCUAUGUUGAAGGUUAACGAUGAGGACACUCAAACUGAUACGGAAUCUAAUCAAAGUUAUAAUCUUCGGUUAAUGCCGCAAUUACGAAAACUGUUUGCUCUAUUUACCUCUCUGGACAUAUCGGAGGAUAGUGAAGACGACGUUUAUCCACGUAGUCUGUGUCAGUUGUGCUACGACAAAAUGAUAGAUUUCCAGGAGUUCCGUAAUUUAGCAAUUAAUUCAGCAGAAGUUUUAUAUAAAAUAGUAAAUAGCUUGGACGACGAAAUGACUAAAGUUGCUGGUGAGACGUCAAUAAAUAUAUCAACUGCGAAUAUAACGGAAAUAAAAAUGGAAAGUUAUACUUAUGAAAGCAGUUAUCAAAGUAUGGAAGAUGACGAUGACCAACUUUUAUUACCCGAGCUAGCACCUUUAAUGGAGAUUCCAAUUAAAACCGAACCGAAAGCGGAAGCAAUUUCUACUGAAGUAAUAUUGCCGAACGAUGAAAUUUCUGAAAAUUCAUCCAAUGCGUUUAUAAAGCAUGAAAUUGAUUCCGAAUAUGAAGAGGAAGAUAGUUCUCGCUUCUAUGAAAACAACGCCCUAAGCAGUUCCAAAAACUCACUUAGCGAUGAUGCGGAUGAUGAGGAGCAUGCUUUAAGGAAUGGUGCCGCUAAUACUUCAAGCAAUUCACCAGUAACUGUAGGGGGGCGACAACGUUUUUGUGGAAUGUCACGCAAACGGGAUCGGAAUAAGAAAUCAUUAAAAUGUCCGCGUUGUGACAAACAAGUGUAUAAAAAAGUGUACCUGGACGCACAUAUACGUGCGGUACAUGAAGGGCAUGAGAAACCAUUUCUUUGUUUGGAAUGUCAGAAAGAUUUCACACGCUACGAACAAUUACACACGCAUAUACAAUCAAAGCAUUUAAUAAAACAAAGUUUUAUAUGUGGUUUAAACGGUUGUGAUGCUGUAUUUAAAUUGAGCAAUACUUUGGAGACACAUCGACAAGUCGUACAUACUUCUUCGUUCUCAUAUGGACUUCAAGAUAUGCUGGAAUUUCAUCAAAGCCAACUUAAUGAAGAGAUAGAGAUAAAUAAUAUCUGUCAGCAUUGCUUCAAGAAAUACAGUUCAAAACGUGCACUUUCUGAGCAUUUGAAACGUCAUGCGCAAAUUAAGGAUCAUGUUUGUAAAGAAUGCGGUGUUGCUAAGGUAACACGUACGGAAUUGCUCACCCAUAUGCGUAUACAUAAACCGAAUGUGGAGAAGUUCAAGUGUACUAUAUGUCCACAAGAAUUUAAUCAUAAAAACGCCAUUUCAAGACAUGUACGUGUCGUUCAUGAGGGCCAACGUCGAUUUCCUUGUAGCUUCUGUCCAAAACGUUUUGGUACACGCAAUUCACAAGUUUGCCACGAACGCUUGCAUACUGGUGAACGACCAUUCAAUUGUGAGCUAUGUAAUAAACGUUAUGCUCAAGUUGAAGGUCUAAAGUCCCAUAUGAAAAGUCAUGAUAAAAAUUUACGAAAACAUGUUUGCUCUUUUUGCUCACAACGUUUUAUUACGAGAAGGAAUCUUUUGGAUCACGAAAAGCGCCAUCAAAGUGACAAGCCACAUAUAUGUAAUGCCUGUAGUCGUGGAUUCUUUUCUAUUGAAGAUCUCGGCGUACAUAAACAGUCACAUACAGAAGAAGAUUUAUAUAAGACCAUGGAAGGAGCUGACGAGAUUGAGUCCUAUCAGGAUGCUGGCGAUAGUUUUGGAGAACAAGCAGCGAAGCGCGAAUCUGUAAUUAAUGAGCAAAAUAGUCAGACUUAUCUGUGCUACAGUAGCUCACAGAGCAGUAACUAAUUUGAAUAUCCAUUGCAGGCAAUAGUAGUAACUUUUUCUUUACAAAUAUUGUUAUUAUCUAACGAAAGAUAUUUAUUACUUAAAGCAUACAUAAAUGUCUAUGUAUAUAUAUUUAAUACAUAUGUAUAUACUUCUUAAAUAUGCAAUGCAGGCAACGAAACGUAGAAAACAUCAAUAAUUAUUUAUGUACGACGAAUUACACACAUAUGUACACACAC